AAAAUAUUCUUCUUCGUCGGUCCUCCUCAAAACCUUAACUCCCCUACCCCACCCCACCCCACCAUUUCCCGUCAUCUCUCCUUCUUACAGUGCAUAUCAACAACCCCACAUUCUUUGGAGGUUUUACGCUUCAGGAAUAUCUGAAAUCUUGUUCGGGUUUUUGAUGUUCUUGAUUGAUUGAUGGCUUUGCGCUGUAUCUGAACCGUUGAAUUUCACAAUACCAAGAGGAAUGCUAGUCGGAUCCCUCUCCUUUCUUCCAUCUCUCCACGCCAUCUCCAACCCUACCAGAUCCGAUAGGAAUUUUUGAUAACCCACUGAUUAAGAAUUCAUUUAAAAUUAUUAUAGAGUUUAUAUACAGCUCAGGAUCCUCAAAUUUCUUUCGUUUAUUUUGGGUUUUUUUUUUUAGUUUUUUUUGUAAUUCAUUUGGUUUGAAGAUGUCGGUGAUGAAAUCCUCUGGCCGAUUUUUCACGAUCGCGUUGGUAGCAUCGUGGUAUUCAUCCAACAUUGGGGUUUUGCUAUUGAACAAGUAUUUGCUGAGCAAUUAUGGGUUCAAGUACCCGAUUUUCUUGACGAUGUGCCACAUGACGGCGUGCUCGUUGCUAAGCUACAUCGCGAUCGCGUGGAUGAAGAUGGUUCCGAUGCAGACAAUAAGAUCUAGGGUUCAGUUCAUGAAGAUUUCGGCACUCAGCUUUAUCUUCUGUGCUUCGGUUGUCAGCGGCAAUAUUUCGCUUAAGUACUUGCCCGUGAGCUUUAAUCAGGCGAUUGGCGCCACCACGCCUUUCUUUACUGCGGUAUUUGCGUAUUUGAUGACCCUGAAAAGGGAGGCAUGGUUGACUUACGUGACUUUGAUACCUGUCGUCACUGGAGUCAUCAUUGCUAGUGGGGGUGAGCCUAGCUUCCACUUGUUUGGAUUUAUCAUGUGUAUUGGUGCAACAGCCGCAAGGGCUCUCAAAUCAGUGCUUCAGGGUAUUCUGCUUUCUUCUGAAGGGGAAAAACUGAACUCUAUGAAUCUGCUUCUGUACAUGGCUCCUAUAGCUGUAGUACUUCUACUUCCUGCAACGCUAUUUAUGGAAGAAAAUGUUGUUGGUAUCACGUUGGCCCUUGCAAGAGAGGAUAACAGAAUUAUUUGGUUAUUGCUGUUCAAUUCUGCGCUUGCAUAUUUUGUAAAUUUGACCAAUUUUUUGGUCACAAAGCACACCAGUGCUCUGACUCUUCAGGUUCUUGGAAAUGCAAAAGGUGCGGUUGCAGUUGUUGUUUCCAUAUUGAUUUUCAGGAAUCCUGUCUCAGUCACGGGAAUGCUCGGAUAUAGUCUCACGGUCUUUGGUGUCAUCCUCUAUAGUGAAGCCAAGAAGCGGACUAAAUGAAAGUGUAACCUUAGGAAAGCUUCAAGCAUAAUACCUGUCUAAUUUGUAAUAUGAGGAGCUGCAACUAUCCACUGGUGGCAAAUUUGGUGAAUCUUUGAUAGUCGUGUAUGGAUUUUUCCAUCAGACCUGUUUUUGGCCAGGAAGGUGUGGACUGCGGUGUAUACCUGUACGAGCAAACGAACACGCUGAGUAGAAGUUUAAAUAACUUUGUAGCCUUGGAUUACCAAAGAAAUUCAUUUUUACCAUUUUAUUCUUUCUUCAAGAACAGAAUCACAUCUGUAGUUCAUGUUAUUGUAUUUUUGUUACAUUAUUCUUACAUCAAUUAAUUAGUGAAAAAUGAUCAGAGUUCUA
Molecule: messenger RNA, 1715 nt
Organism: Sesamum indicum (sesame)
Lineage: Eukaryota; Viridiplantae; Streptophyta; Magnoliopsida; Lamiales; Pedaliaceae
Product: putative sugar phosphate/phosphate translocator At3g11320
Source: RefSeq, a predicted model, not a curated record